Podospora anserina S mat+ is the source of this 1980-nucleotide messenger RNA. RefSeq lists its product as uncharacterized. The transcript has 2 exons. The record is from RefSeq and is a predicted model, not a curated record. Gene Ontology annotation, cellular component: cytoplasm; nuclear pore cytoplasmic filaments; nuclear pore. Gene Ontology annotation, biological process: regulation of translational termination; regulation of translational initiation; poly(A)+ mRNA export from nucleus. Lineage: Eukaryota; Fungi; Ascomycota; Sordariomycetes; Sordariales; Podosporaceae. Gene Ontology annotation, molecular function: translation initiation factor binding; phospholipid binding; inositol hexakisphosphate binding. The coding region runs from base 1 to 1980 and encodes 659 amino acids.
AUGUCUUUCUUGUCCCCGCUGAUCGCUAGCCUAGUUACAUCCAAUGCCCCGAUUGAGAUGCGGCCAUGUCUCAAUGUCCAACAGGAGCAAGAGCAAGAGCAAGAGCAAGAGCAAGAGCAAGAGCAAGAGCAAGAGGUAGCUGUCAAGGAGCAAGGUAGCAAAGAAGGGUUAGGGUUGUCGACGUUGCUUUGUUGGGCAACUCAAAGCAGAUCAUCUGCUGCAGGGAUCAUCUUGGAGCAGGAAAAAGUUAGACACCAGGAGGGUGCAUCUAACCCCGCGACUUUCUUCAUUCGCGGUUCACGGUACAGCAAAAGAACAAUCAACGUCGCGACAUUGACCACCUGUUUUCCCGCGCAACACAUCCACCCUGCCGGAUCUCUUGAUCGACGCCUUACAAGCCAUAAGCCGGGCGCGUCCCAGCAACAAAACGGCACGAUGCAGCGAGCAUCUCCCUCGCCAGCGCGGAGCUAUGAUGUCGCCAGCCCUCACCGAGCCGAUCUCGCAGAAAUCUUCAACCAAGACAGGAACUCGCCGGCGCGUCACAGGCAAAUCCUCGAGACCUCAAGACAAGAACAUACCAGAAUUCGAGAGGAGGCCGAAAGGGUGCUGCAAGAGGCUCGUCUGAAGGAGGAAAGAGACCGAGUCCUCGAACAGAGAAGAAAAGAGGAAGAGAGGAUCAAAACCGAGCAGGAAUUAGCUGCCGAGCGCGUCAGAUUAAACGAACUCAAGGCGAAAAAGAUCGAGAUUCCCCCGUUACUACCAGAUCCUGAACCACCAAAGCCAGCCCCAAAGCCCACUCCACCAGCAGCUGUUUCUCCAGCCAACAAAGUCGAUGAACCAAAGCCGACUUCCGUACUCAAUGGAGCCGGUCCGUUCGGGUCAACAGCACCCACAGCACAGCCAUCAUCAGGCUUCUUUGCUGCCAAGGCGCCUCCAGCCCCGACACCAUCACCAUCACCACCAGUACCCGCAGUAGCACCAGCUGCUAAGCCAGCAAAUUCAGUCCUCGGCAUCGGAGGGUUGCUUAAUGGGACCAACCAGACCAAUGGUACGGCUGGGACAACAGGGGCAGUACCGGCAGCGCUUCCAGUAGCUCCAACGGCUCCAGCGGUACCAACCAUCGACAGAUAUACCGUGAUCCACAAGAACCUGAAAGGCCUGCGGAAGAUGAUGGCAGAACAGGCCAAGACCAACCGGGCCCUGAAAGAGAGAAUGGGAGAUAUGAGGAGAGAACUCAGAAAGUGUAUAGGCCAGCUUUCUGCGGGAGCUCCUGACUAUGUCUUUGAGCCAAGACAACCCGUCGAAGGAGCAGCACGCAACGAGCCAGCACUGCCUUCGCUGUUCAUUUACCUCCUCAACAUCUUCAGCAAAGGCGCCAUCUCGCAGUUCAUCAACGAAGCCUCAGCACGACCAGAGACAGCUGACCCGGUAGGCGUCUGUGUAGCCGCUACAAUCUCAGAACCGGACUUUCUCUGGCGAGGAAAAUCAAUGAUUGACAUUUUGCUGGCCAAGUUCAGGAUAGUCUGCCCAGUCCUGUUCGGCUACCGAGGAAGCGAAAAGACCGAGCAAGGGCGAGCAAGACUUGGGUGGUGGAAAGACAGCGGGCGAUGGAUUGGUGAGCAACAACACAUGGACCGGAUGACGGGUCUCGGUGCCGGGUUCGCCGCCAUCUCCCUCCGCAAGUUUGCCGCGUCCAAGAAGCAAAACCCGUAUCCGGCUCGGCAUUACUGGACCGCCAUGGCGCGUAUAGUGAACACGCCGGCGGUUGAGAUCAGCAACACGCAGUGUAUCGUCCUGAAAGCCAUGAUUGAGAACUACGAAGGGAAAUUCAUCGACGCGUACGGCAGCGCCGCGGUUGUCGCUCUGCGGACGGCCCUCGUCGAGUUCCCUGCUAGAGCGCCGACAAAGGGUGCGGCGGUCCACUCGCUUGAAGUGUUGGCUACACUACUUAAGAAGAACACCGGGUUGACAUUGGGAUAG